Molecule: messenger RNA, 1128 nt
Organism: Penicillium odoratum
Lineage: Eukaryota; Fungi; Ascomycota; Eurotiomycetes; Eurotiales; Aspergillaceae
Product: PQ-loop repeat-containing protein
Exons: 2
Coding region: 1-1128 (375 amino acids)
Biological process (GO): basic amino acid transmembrane export from vacuole
Cellular component (GO): fungal-type vacuole membrane
Source: RefSeq, a predicted model, not a curated record
AUGUUCCCCCCACAGGUGGGCAAUAUAAAUUUAAACAUCGAGGCACUGAGUGGCAUCUGUGGUUCAAUCUCCCUUGUCUGCUGGGUGGUGGUAUUUUCUCCGCAAAUCAUUGAGAACUUCCGACGUGGCUCUGCAGAUGGCCUCUCUCUUCUUUUCCUCAUCGUCUGGCUGGCUGGCGAUGUCUUCAACAUUCUCGGAGCUGUCAUGCAAGGCGUUCUGCCCACAAUGAUUAUCUUGGCGGUAUAUUACACUCUAGCAGAUAUUGUUCUCCUUGGACAGUGCUUCUACUACCGCGGAUUCAACAUCAGAGAGGAAUUUUCCUCCUCUCCUACCAUCGAGCCUUCUUCUGGCGCAAGCCAAGGCGGUGGUGCUGAUUCUGCGCCACCAACUGAGCACUCGACACUUCUUCCUAAGCCUACUGGCCAUGUUCGGAUUCAGGAUCCGCCUGUCUCUGGCAAUGGUGAUCAACCCUCGUCAACCCGGCAACGACGUCAUUCGGCAUCUUCAUUCCAUGAUAUCUUGCACUCCGUCGAUGGAACGCAUUUAUCUCCUGCCACACCUCUUCUGGAUGCAACUUCUGCUGCUGCUGCUCGGGCACGUCGUCGCCAGCGUCGGAUCUCCACUAUCCAGACUUUCUUGUUCAACACCACUGCCAUCACUCUUGUCUGCAUUGCAGGUGUAUUAGGCUGGUACUUCAGUCCGGCGUCGAAGAAACCGAGCUCAGAACCUGAGGAUCUCACUAUGGAUACACUGGGCCAGGUCUUUGGAUAUCUAUGUGCGGCUCUGUACCUCGGUUCACGUCUUCCGCAGAUUUUGUUGAACUUCCGACGGAAGUCUACGGAUGGUGUCUCUUUUCUGUUCUUCCUGUUUGCAUGCAUUGGCAAUCUGACUUAUGUGCUGUCUAUCCUGGCAUAUUCUCCCGUAUGCCGGGGAACUCGGGAUGUUGGGAUCUCUUCUCAUCGCCAUUUUAAAUGUGCUCCGGGUGAGGUGACUGCUAUAUACAGUCGAUACAUUUUGGUCAAUCUUUCAUGGCUGAUUGGUAGCUUUGGAACUCUUAUGUUAGACGGGAUGAUUUUCGUACAAUUCUUCUUGUACCGCGACGCAAAGGAUAUCGACGAGUACGAAUAG